Messenger RNA from Mercurialis annua (annual mercury), 785 nucleotides. RefSeq lists its product as uncharacterized. NCBI's taxonomy places the organism in Eukaryota, Viridiplantae, Streptophyta, Magnoliopsida, Malpighiales, Euphorbiaceae. Gene Ontology annotation, molecular function: cysteine-type peptidase activity. The record is from RefSeq and is a predicted model, not a curated record. The transcript has 2 exons. The coding region runs from base 10 to 717 and encodes 235 amino acids. Gene Ontology annotation, biological process: proteolysis.
GACGUCGACAUGUAUUUUAUUCGCAAGAAGGCUAAGUAUAAUCCACACAAUGGAUUGCGAAUAACCACCACAGAUUGUCUAUUUGAUGACAGAAUACAGGGGUUGUUUAUGCUUUAUACGAAAAACAAGGGCGAUACAUCAACGGUCGUCGAUCUAAACAUUGCUGCUGAUUACGUCCAAGGUUAUGGCAUUCUAUGCAACACUCCAUGGAAAGAUGUGGAUGAGGUGCUGUUUCCAAUGCAUUUAACCAACAAAAAACAUUGGGUUUUGGGUCGUCUUGUGUUUAAAGACAGGUGUGUCUACGUUUACAAUUCGUUGGACACUGCUACGUCCAAGAAAGAAUCAGAAAAAGCUGCGAAGAAAUAUUCAGUCGUGCUUCCCAGGAUUUUCGCUCUUUUGGAUAUUUACAAUCUUCGGACAGACAUAGACCUACAAUCACCUGCCUAUCGAAAUAAAUUGCCGGAUUCCCCUUUUUCCAUUUCAUAUGUCACUGAUCUACCAAUUCAGAAGAAAAGCGAUUGCGGAGCAUUUGUUUUGGCUUUCGCUGAACAUUUGAUCAAAAGUCAACCAAUUCCAUCAGAGUUUUUGAUUGAGAGCCAUCGUGAACGGAUUGCGUAUCUGUUUUUUAAGUAUGCAACCAUGAAGCAUGAUAACAACAUUGACAGUGAUGAGGAGGUGGAACCCAAACCAAAGAUGAAGGGCGUUAUCAGAAUUUAACUCUGUUUUACACAUUGGAAUUGUUUUGUUUUUUUUUUAGAUUUACAACAUUAAUAGGUGUUUAACUG